Messenger RNA from Eurypyga helias (sunbittern), 307 nucleotides. RefSeq names its product chromosome unknown open reading frame, human C19orf70 (gene MICOS13). Gene Ontology annotation, biological process: cristae formation. The transcript is spliced from 3 exons. Lineage: Eukaryota; Metazoa; Chordata; Aves; Eurypygiformes; Eurypygidae. The record is from RefSeq and is a predicted model, not a curated record. The annotation marks the transcript as partial. Gene Ontology annotation, cellular component: MICOS complex; mitochondrial crista junction.
GUUUGUCAUCAAAGGAAGCCUGGCUGGGGCUGCCGUGUACCUGGCGUACGAUCAGGGGCUGCUGGGCAGUGGCACACAAGGUGCUGAAGCCCUCAAAAAAGCUCAAGCGGCUCUGCCUCCAGCUAUCCAGGAGCUGACAAGUUACCUAGGCUGGGAGCUUCCACCCACUCCAAAAUUUGACUUUUCCCCCUCCGAGUCCUGGAAUAAAGGAGUGCAGACAGUCAUGUCCGCCUUGUCGGUAGCUCCCACCAGGGCCUGUGAAUACACGGCGGAAGGCUGGAAGUACAUGAAGGAUCUUGUCAAAUGA